Messenger RNA from Rhincodon typus (whale shark), 3784 nucleotides. It is a transcript of the gene tmem138, whose product is annotated as transmembrane protein 138. The transcript is spliced from 6 exons. NCBI's taxonomy places the organism in Eukaryota, Metazoa, Chordata, Chondrichthyes, Orectolobiformes, Rhincodontidae. Gene Ontology annotation, cellular component: cilium. The record is from RefSeq and is a predicted model, not a curated record. The coding region runs from base 1470 to 1958 and encodes 162 amino acids.
GGGCCUUGGGAGUGCAUGUCUAAGAUUUCCUGAAGGUAGCUGGAUGAGUAGUCAAGGUAGAUAAGAAAGCUAAUGGGGUACCUGCUUUUAAUUAGCAGAAGCAUCAAAUGUAAUGGAGGUUUUGCUGCGACUGUAAAAACUUUAAUUAGGUUACAACUGGAUCAGUGCAGUUCUGGUCACUGCAGGAAGGAGGUGAUUGCAGGAGAGAAAAUCAGAGGAAAUAUGAGGAUCUUGCCUGGUUGGAUAGUUUAGCUCUGAAAAUUAUGGGAGAAGCUUGUGUUUGAUUUCUUUGGAAUUGAGUUAGUUGAGAGGAAAUCGUGAGUGUAUAAAACUGAGUAGUUGAGAAAGGUGGAUACCAGGUAUUUCUGUUUGUUGAGGGAUUGCUAAAUGGGGGAAUAAAUUUAUGAUAGAGCUAGGAGGUUGAGAGAGUAAGUUGUUUCACUCGGGCAAGUGGGGUUCUGGAAUUCUGCCUAAAAAGGCGGAACGCCAAAUAUCUCAUAACAUUUAAAAAGUACUUGGAUCGGCACUUGAAGUGCUGAAGUCUGCAAGGCUGUGGUGCAAGAUUUGAAAGGUGGGAUUGGUGUGAAUGGCUACCUGUUAGCUGGUGUGGAUACAGUGAUUCGAAUGACUUUCUUCCAUGCUGUAAAUUUCUGUAAGAUUUAUGACAUUUUUUCAGAGAUGAGGAACUUCAAUUAUAUGGACAGAUUGGGGAAUCUGUUCUGUAACCAUCCUAAGAUAUACCAGGGAAAGGGAAUUGAAGACUUUAAGGAUCUUCGUGAGGACCUUGGGAAGUCUUUUUCAAGGUUACUGGGAUGGCUAAAGUGAAAAGGAAAUUAUUAAAGGAAAAAGUGGGAUGAAGACCAUAGAAGACGGACAAAAAUCUGGAGUUGGAGAAGCACUGGAUUCUUGGAGAGUUAUAGGGCUGGAGGCAAUUAUGGAGGCUGGGAAGGAUGACAUGUAAAGUGAUUUGAAACCAGGAUGACAAUUUUAAAUUGGUGGUUCUGAUAAUCAGAAACUAAUGUAAACCAAUGAACUGAACUUUGUCUGGCUUAGGGUACUGACUACAGCUUUAAUGACCUGAGGGUUAUGGAGAAUGAAAGAUGUGUGCCCAACUGGAGAGCAUUUGGAAGUCUGAAGAUGACAAAGGCAUAACUGAGGGUUCUGGCAGUAGAUGGCUUUUUGGGCACAGAAGUUGUGAACAGUUCAUUUCAAAACAGCUAUUGGCUGAAUAGGGAAUGAAAUCCAAGGUAACAGUUCGGCCUAUUGCUCAAAAUAGAUAGGGGAUUAAUCCCCAAAUUGCCUGGUAAAAUCCACUCUCAGGAUACCUGAUCAGAAAUGUUGCCUCUGUAUGUAGAAUGGAAGGAAAAGUGAGGAGCUGCUCCACAAUUCACAGGUUAUUGAACAAAACCAUGUGUUUACAUUGCUGUACCACUAAUUCUCUGUGCUGUUGAAACUGACUUCUCUGGGCAAUGCUGCAGACGUCAAACUACAGCCUUGUGCUGACAAUACAGUUCACAUUUAUGAUCUACGACUUGAUGUCCAAUUCCUUUUCUGAGCUUAUAUUCACGGAGCCAGUGAUCCCACUGAUAAUGUUCAUUAUUCAGGAUGUUGGAAUCCUCUUCAAUGUCAUCGUCAUCUUCCUAAUGUUUUUUAACACAUUUAUCUUUCAAGCUGGCUUGGUCAAAUUGCUGAUUCAUAGGUUUACUGGAACCAUUGUUGUUUCUGGCAUUUACUUCAUUUUAAGUGUCAGUUUUCAUGUUUGGAUUCAGAAUCUGCGAUGGUGGAACAUGCGUGGGUACGUGUGGACAAAUGGACUUCAAGCACUUUUUGUCUUCCAACGGUUGGCUUCUGUUUUAUACUAUUAUUUCUACAAAAGAACUACCCUCUGCCUUGGAGACCCUCGAUUGUAUGAGGACACAGAGUGGCUCCGAAAUGAAUUCUUCCGUGUCCGAAAAUAAAAUGACAGAAUGAUAAUUGUAGUGAUGCAUUGCAUUACAAAUGAACAGUUAUUUGUACAGAUUUGUAGCUGAGUAAAAAUGCGUUUGUAACUUAGUAAGAAUUUUAUAGCUAUAUUUUUGAAAAAGUACUCACUGGGGACUUUUCUACCUUAAAACAUUCAUGUUCUUUCUGAACUUGAGCAGUAAGAGGAGGAAUUUCUUUGAGCAUUUUAGUGCUGAAUCAUUCAGUUGCCAUUAGUUAUUUUUCUGUGUCAAAUAACAAUUAAUUUUGAUCAAAUCUCACCAAAUGUAUAAAUUUCUUUACAAAAGCAAAAUAUCACAGUUGCUGGAAAUCUGAAAUAACAUCAGGAAAUAGUGGGUUAGGAAGCGCCUGUAGAGAGAAAUGAAUUAAUGUUUCAGGUCACUGACCUUGCAUCAAAAUUCACUGAGAAUCAGAACACUUUGGAUGUCCUGAAUUUGUUGUCUCCCUUUUUCAGCUACUUCUCCCUGAAAACACAUGCUGCUGCAAGGAUGAAGUUCUAUGGCACGAAUAGUUCUCCCAGUUGACUUUAUUCAUGAGUAUUCUAGAUGAGUGGAUGUCAUCACUAUUUGAUUAUGAACAGCAUGGUAGCAGGUGCUAUUUGUGAUUUCAUCCUUAAGAGGUGAAUUUAUGGUUUUAUAUUUAUGGACAAUGGUAAAUACUAAUUACAUCAUGCCCAUUAGUUCUGAAUAGUUAUCAGGAUGGCAGUGCAAACUUUUUUCUUUUCUUUUCCUAGACCAAAGGCUAAGGCUAAUGGUAGCAGCAUAUAAAUUGGUUAUCUCAGCACAAAAAGUUUAACCUCCAGUUGGAUCUGCCUAACUUAGUGUUGCACUGUGUUAUGAAUAGUAUAUUGAUUUUAAACUGAAGGUUGAGAAGGUAGUAUUUUAUUUAGUGUUUGGAAUGUAUUAAUAAAGAGUAUUAAAGAUGAAUAAACAGUAUAUUUGAUCAUUAUAGAGCUCUAAUACAACUCUAGAUAAAUGUCAAAAACAAAAACAGAAGUUGCUAAAAAAAGCUCAGCAGGUCUGGCAGCAUCUGUGAAGAGAAAUCAGAGUUAACGUUUUGGGUCCGAUGAUCCUUCCUCGAAACCCAGACCUAAAAAAUUAACUCUGAUUUCUCUUCACAGAUACUGCCAGACCUGCUGAGCUUUUCCAGCAACAUCUAUUUUUGUUUCUGAUUUGCAGCAUGUGCUGUUCUUUCGGUUUUUAUCUAGUUAAGUGUCCAUGGUUUUGCUAAACUGUGGUAUUGUCGAAUGGAAAGAGGAAUUUUUUUAGUUACUCAAACAAACCAUCUUUUACAUAUAUUUCUGUGUCCCAUUUUGAGUUGAAUUUUCCCACAUGACCUUGAGGUAUCAGGAAGCAGAUUUUUGAAGGAGUCUGGGAGGAAAUAACAUGAAUUUUGCAACAUAUCCCACAUGACAAAGCAAUAGAUUGAUGGGAGGUGUGAACUUCUGUAAUAAUUCAGGCCUAGUUUAAUGCGCUGUACUUUUGGAGUGAGUUUCUAUCAGUAGCCCUACAAGAGAGGACGAGGUGAUAUUAAAGAUCCGUUAACAUUACAUGGCCCAAAGGUGUCCACAAGUCUCUGAAUUAGCAGAGCAAUCUGCAAUUGUUUUGACAUUUUGCUCUAUAUUUUAAUUGUUAUAUUUACAUGUAUAGAUGUUUAACUUUUAAUUUUUUUUACUUUUUAUAUAUUUUAAUCACUAUAAAAUAAUAUUUGGAUGUGCUGUGAUGUAUGAUUCUAAUUUUGACUUUGUAUUUUAUACCUGAAAGGUAUUUUGGAGGAAUAUUAAAUUCUACACAUAUUUCUUAAA